Messenger RNA from Plodia interpunctella (Indianmeal moth), 1540 nucleotides. Its product is annotated as lipase 3-like. Gene Ontology annotation, biological process: lipid metabolic process. The record is from RefSeq and is a predicted model, not a curated record. Gene Ontology annotation, molecular function: hydrolase activity, acting on ester bonds. The transcript has a single exon. Lineage: Eukaryota; Metazoa; Arthropoda; Insecta; Lepidoptera; Pyralidae. Bases 1 to 1266 code for a protein of 421 amino acids.
AUGGAACAAGUGAAACAAGUUAAUGCAUUGCUAAGGAUAUUCUUGAUUGUUUUAAGCGUGUACGAUGUCGGUUCGCUAGGUGGCAUCCGAUCUAAAAGCCUGAUAUCAUAUUCCAUACCAGAGUCGCGACAACUCAAGAAAGCAUUGGGUUACCACGAGGAUACUUAUCUAAACUUCACAGAGCUGGGCAGCAAGCAUGGCUACCGAACUGAACAGCACACGGUCGUAACUAAAGAUGGCUACAUACUCACCGUCUUUAGAAUACUAAGCAAAUGCAGAACUAAUGCAAGAUACCCCGUUUUGCUCAUGCAUGGAUUAUUCGAUACUUCAGACGUGUGGAUCGUAGCAGGAAAACAGGCAGGGAUUGGAUAUAUACUAGCCGAAAACUGCUUCGAUGUGUGGGUUCCUAAUCACAGAGGCAAUAGAUACUCAAGAAGACAUGUUAGGCUCAAUCCAAAUAAAGAUGUGAGUUUUUGGAACUACUCCUUCGACGAACACGGGAACUACGAUCUACCAGCGGCCGUAGAUUAUAUCAUAGCUAUAACCCAGCGCCCGAAAGUAAACUACAUUGGGCAUUCACAAGGCACAACGGAUUUCUUUGUAAUGACAACUUUGAGACCUGAAUAUAACUACAAGAUUCAACUUUCAAUAUUGCUUGCACCGGUGGCGUGGAUGUCCAAUAUCAUGAGCCCAAUACCAAAGCUGCUGUCAUAUAUGACAGAACAAUUGAAGAUCUUUUUAGAUUCAGCGGGAUACAGUGAAUUGUUAGCUCAGCAUCAACUGACACAUUUUAUUGUGGAAUAUAUAUGCCAGAUCUCAGCUGAUGCGGUUUGUAGUUCAACGCUCGCUGCGACCACAGGCUAUAAAUUUGGUACUAUACCAGGAAAAACAUUGGCAGUUGCAUUUGGUCACCUUCUGAGUGGCACUUCGUCUAAAAGUAUAGCCCAUUUCGGCCAGUUGAUACAAUCUAGGAAAUUUCAUCGCUACAACGAAGGUCUACGAGGAAACUUGUUGAGAUAUGGAACUACAGAAGCUCCCGAAUAUAAUGUUUCUCUCAUUACCUCACCAGUAGUAAUAAUUACUGGACGUAAUGAUUGGCUAUCAUCUUUAAAAGACGUGGCCACAUUGUCGUCUAGAUUACCCAAUUUGUUGGAGAAUUUCCUAGUUCCAGAACCCAGUUGGAGUCACCAUAAUCAUGUUUGGGGAAAAGAUGCGCCUGGUUAUGUUUUUCCCAAAAUUGUUGAAUAUUUAAGAUGGUUCAAUUGAUUUAAAGUAAUGAACAGUUAUGUUAUAUCUUAGUUUAGACCAAACACAGUAACACCGUUUGUACCUGUGAUGAGACAAGCUUUGGCGUCAUUCUGCCAACUUUAACCCGAAACUGCUCUUAUUGAAACGCAAUAAGAUCUACUAUCAAAACACGAUAACUUAUUGUUAGUAGAUUCGACACCCUGUUUGUACUAUUUAAUUUAAAACUAUUUUUAUUUAUGUGUUGCUUAAUAGUUUAUUACUAUCAUAGCUGAGCCAGUGGUAAGUGUUAUGU